Molecule: messenger RNA, 2270 nt
Organism: Nicotiana tabacum (common tobacco)
Lineage: Eukaryota; Viridiplantae; Streptophyta; Magnoliopsida; Solanales; Solanaceae
Source: RefSeq, a predicted model, not a curated record
UGCUCUCCCGCUUCUAUUGGAUUUUCAUAUCAUGCUCUUUACUCUCUCUCUCUCUUUCUCUGUGCUCUGCUCCACCUACCCAGCUUUAAUCACACAGACUACCAUUGACAUAUAUCACUCACGAUGGCUCCAGCAACUGCAGAAUCAAUAAAGCCUAGAGAUGUUUGUGUUGUUGGUGUUGCCCGUACUCCAAUGGGGGGCUUCCUUGGCUCUCUUUCAUCACUAUCAGCAACUAAACUUGGAUCAAUUGCCAUCGCUGGCGCUCUGCAGAGAGCAAAUGUUGACCCAUCACUUGUAGAAGAAGUUUUCUUUGGAAACGUCCUCAGUGCAAACUUGGGACAGGCUCCAGCUAGACAGGCAGCAUUGAGUGCAGGAAUACCCAAUUCAGUGAUUUGCACUACUGUGAACAAAGUUUGUGCAUCUGGAAUGAAAGGUGUNAUGCUUGCAGCACAGAGUGUCCAGUUGGGCAUCAAUGAUGUUGUUGUGGCUGGUGGAAUGGAAAACAUGUCUAAUGUCCCUAAAUACAUUGCAGAAGCAAGGAAGGGAUCUCGUCUUGGUCAUGACAGUCUUGUUGAUGGAAUGCUUAAAGAUGGUUUGACUGAUGUCUAUAAUGAUUGUGGUAUGGGAGUUUGUGCAGAAAUAUGUGCUGAGAACCAUAAAAUUACAAGAGAGGAUCAGGAUAACUAUGCAGUUCAAAGUUUUGAACGGGGAAUUGCUGCUCAGGAAGCUGGUGCUUUUACAUGGGAGAUUGUGCUGGUUGAGGUGCCUGGCGGAAGAGGAAAACCAUCCACCAUCGUUGAUAAGGAUGAAGGUCUAGGAAAGUUUGAUGGUGCAAAAUUGAGGAAACUCCGACCAAGUUUCAAGGAAAAAGACGGUACAGUAACUGCUGGUAACGCUUCUAGCAUAAGUGAUGGUGCUGCCGCACUGGUCUUAGUAAGUGGAGAGAAGGCUGUAGAACUUGGACUAGACGUGAUUGCAAAGAUCAGAGGAUAUGCAGAUGCUGCUCAGGAACCUGAACUAUUUACAAUUUCACCUGCUAAAGCAAUUCCGAAAUCUAUCAAAAGUGCUGGCUUAGAGGCUUCUCAAAUUUAUUACUACGAAAUUAAUGAAGCUUUUGCAGUAGUAGCCCUUGCAAACCAAAAGCUGCUUGGUCUUAAUCCGGAAAAAGUUAAUGUACAUGGUGGAGCUGUAUCUUUGGGGCAUCCUCUUGGAUGCAGUGGAGCUCGUAUAUUGGUUACACUUCUUGGGGUAUUGAGGCAGAAAAAUGGUAAAUACGGAGCUGCUGGUGUUUGCAAUGGAGGAGGAGGUGCCUCGGCCCUUGUUGUAGAACUUAUGUAAUACUUUUCUUCAGUCCUUGGUUUGCAUUGCGAGCUAUUUACGAGAGAUGAGCUUCAAUGGAUUUGAUUGACUGGUUGGGUGCCUUCAAGUAGAGAAGAUUAUGCAAUUUUCCCAUGUUCUUGCAAACGAUUGUACUCUUCACAUAUAAAUGCAAUAGUGUUUAAUUUCUUACAGAAUACUUCCAUGCUUUUAUAAUAGAUUUACAUAUUGUAUCUGUUGACACAUAAAAGCAUAGAGUACAGUGGUGUUUCGUACUAAACUUAAAAUCUCGAACCCGUCUCUUAUUAGAACUGUCAAGGAUGCAGACACUCAAAUAUCUGUCAAUAACCAGGACAAGUCAGUUGAAUUGUAUAACAGGCUAUCGGCUGGGAGGCUGUUGACUGAAGUUAGAGCAACAAGCUGAUAAGUUAACUAGAGUUGGAAGCUAGACUGUAGUUAGAAGUAAGUUAGUUAGCACAGUUUUAGAAGGUAGUUAUACUGUAGCUCUCUAUAAAUACACAGUACACUCAUGUACAUACAUACAAUUAUUCAUUUUCUUCUCAAUAACAUAUUUAGUUUCUCAUUCUUUGAGUGUUGCCUUCUCUUGCAUGUCUUCUUCCUCAAGCUCAACCUUCAGAUUCAUGGCUGCUAACACGAUAUCAGAGUCACCGGAGUUGAUCGAAGCAGCUGAAAAUGGCGAUCGGAGAAGAAAUGUUAGUUGAGACUUCAUUUCCAGCAACUACGACCACCGGCACAACUGUGUUUCCAUCAAUUGACCACAAUCACCCACUUUUCCUUCAAGCAACAUACACUCCAGUGAAUGCAGGUGGAAACUUCAAGUUUAGGAAGAAUCAGGUCCAGCAUGAAUACUGACAUUAUGAGGGUCACACAAAGGAGAAUUGCUACAAACUUUAUGGCUAUCCAUCAGACUUCAAAGGAAAGAAGAAGGGGCA